GGAAAUGUUGCAUUUGGGCGAAACUUUUAAGGAAAUUGAAAGAUUGGAGAAUGUAGUUAAGCACAGACAUGCAGCUGCCUUUGCCUUGGGCUCCGACGACUAUAUUAAUGGAAGUAUUUCCGGUGUGAAUGAUAUGAUGGAAAUCUUUAACAAAAUACGUUGGAUCUCAAGGCAUUAUGAUCGUUUAAGACGCUUUGAGAUGGAUAAAUAUGAAAAUAUAACACAAAUAAGUUUGGCUGAGGCCCAAGUCUCGAAAAAAGAGGGCGAGAAUCUUCAAGCUAUGGAAGAGAUUCACCGGAAACUCUUCGGAAGAGAUGAUCUGAUUGGACUACUGGCCAGGGGCAACCAGCAGUUUCAAAUCUACACGUGCAAAACACCACAGUCCCCUCAGCAAUUUCUUUACAGAUUUUAUUUGGACUACGUUCUACUCGAACUGAAAGUCCACGCCUUGGUGGAGUGGUCAUGGAUGUUGCUCAGGAAGUUCGGACGUGGAGGAUCCAUCGAUGAGGAGAAUGAGAGUCGGGAAGCCUACAAGCGAAGGACUUCAGGCACUCUGUCAAAGAUCAAGGAAUUUAUGAGCCAGACAGAUCGCUCCGUUUGGCGUUGUGACCCAAGGAACCAUAAACUCGGGGUCACCUACGAGGAGGUCACCAGCCUCCUUCAAGGUUACAUAGAGAACGAGGUUGAUCUUAAUACAGAUGGAUCAUGCAAACGUGGAUGCGGCUACUACACAUCCUCCAAAAACGAGGGCUGCUUUAAUAAUAAGUUCUGUUCCGAGCAGCCAAAAUGCCCAGGUGGAGUGUACGACUGCCGCUUUGUGGAAUCCGAUAUGGAGAUAUGUCAGGCGGAUAAAAACUCCAACAGGCGAUACGAGUUUAUACAGUACAAAAGUGGACUUGUCCACGGACGAAAAAAGUCAUGUGGCACCUGGUUAAACAGAGCCAGAAGUUGGAAUCGUUGGAUUUUCAUGGAGUGCAGCUACUGCGUUUGCUUGUGCGAUGAUCAAAGCCCCAAGUCGGAUCGCUAUUUCAACCUGCGACCUAUGAUCGCCGAUGUGGACAACAACAGAGUCGUAACGGGCCUUCGAUUCGUAAAGAGAAAUCGCAUUUUUCACCUGCAGAUUCAGGAAGGCGAACUCCUGCCACUCGGAGUCAUCAAUGAGACCACUAUUCAGUGGAAACCCGUGGAUGCGUACACCAUAACCGAUAAUGAUGUGAAGGAAUCCGUUGACUUCCACAUGUUGACAUACGAGAAGCGAUCCAUAGAUCUUGGUGAGCUAAAAGUAGAGAACAACUCGGUGGUUACCGGACUGAGGUUUCAAGUGGUCGGAACCCAUCUUCAAAUGCAGGCCCAAUUCAGCAGAGUUGAUUUUGAAAAAGGAAUGCUCAUCGAGCCAAAGUCAACGAGCUUUUGGGUAUCAGGAGCAGGGGAUCAACAAAGGGAGAGGCUGCCUUUGAAGGAAGUCGACGUGCCCACAGAAUCCCACGUCCCCUCGAUACCUUUCCCGAAUGAAAACCAGUACAUAGAAUUUACCAACACGGGUUUUUACCAGGAUGCUGCUCAAAGCACUGUGCCCUAUAUUGACAUUCGGGACGUGAUUUCUGACCCAGUGGUCCCGCUUUCCGGAAUUGGAAUUUACUAUAAGGGCCGUGAUGGGUAUGGCGGAUUUUUGGCGCCCAAGAUCUUAACCUACGACUUUACGCCACACGUCCAGUUGCCCACAUGGGAGUCUCUGAAUUCUCGGAAGGUAGAAGACAAUAUAGUUAAUUAAUAUUAGGAAAAUAAAUUAUUUCUUGAUUUAUGGGUUACCCAAAACAAUUUUUUUCCAUCUCGAACUACUUCGACUUUAGCACUUUCGCUUUUUUAACU
Messenger RNA from Drosophila takahashii, 1869 nucleotides. RefSeq lists its product as uncharacterized. The record is from RefSeq and is a predicted model, not a curated record. NCBI's taxonomy places the organism in Eukaryota, Metazoa, Arthropoda, Insecta, Diptera, Drosophilidae.